Molecule: messenger RNA, 802 nt
Organism: Suillus fuscotomentosus
Lineage: Eukaryota; Fungi; Basidiomycota; Agaricomycetes; Boletales; Suillaceae
Exons: 3
Coding region: 26-640 (204 amino acids)
Source: RefSeq, a predicted model, not a curated record
AAACAACAUCCCAUCUGAGCACAUCAUGGACUCCCAGAUAACUCUCGUUGACAGCGAUCCUGAUUCCGAACUCGCUCCUCCAGAUCCGGCAUUCGGUGCAACGACGAUACUGGACUUUGAUAGCAAUGCGAGGAGAUUGACGAAUGCCACGGUGCGGGGAGAGAGUCACACACGAUACUCUGUUGGAACCGUCAGGGCUGGUCUGGCAGGGAUGAGCCGCAAGACCAUUUUCAGCCAGGGAGAGAGGAUACUGGCAACGGUGCAGCGCAGGAAUAUCAUCCCGGACGUGUUGACGCUGGGCGGUGAAACUAUGAGGCUUGGCGGCUGGCUGAAGACGCCUAUAUUCUCAUCGUUUCCUGCGUCGUUCCGCGAGGGGAGAGAGACGUACCGCUGGAAGAAAGGCCGGGACGGCAGAAUCGAUCUGUACAAGGGAAGCGGUGCUGAUACUAGUACAAUCGCUCGUUUCUAUCCCCCCGAUUUCGCUGUGACGCGCGAUCGGAGAAGGAUAACGUAUCGCGCUCACUUGGACCUACGAGCCGAAGCUGAUCUCAUACGCGAAAAGGUGUUCAUAUCAUGUGCGCUGAUUGUGCAGAAGAGGAAGAAUGCGAAGGUGAAGGAGCAGGACUUAGGUGUCGGUUAAUAGUGAUGAGCUUGGAUUGAUUUUUUUCUACGCGAUUGCUCCGGUCCUUGGGUUUUGACUAGACGAAACCUGUCCGAAGCGCUACCAUUUAUUUAUUACCUGUUCAUAUGCAAAACUUCUGCGGCAGUCCAACUUCAGUCUUAAAAUAAAUGUAACCUACUA